This is a messenger RNA of Cordyceps fumosorosea ARSEF 2679, 2835 nucleotides long. RefSeq names its product Suppressor of forked. Gene Ontology annotation, cellular component: nucleus. Gene Ontology annotation, molecular function: protein binding; mRNA binding. The coding region runs from base 1 to 2835 and encodes 944 amino acids. The transcript has 3 exons. NCBI's taxonomy places the organism in Eukaryota, Fungi, Ascomycota, Sordariomycetes, Hypocreales, Cordycipitaceae. Gene Ontology annotation, biological process: mRNA 3'-end processing. The record is from RefSeq and is a predicted model, not a curated record.
AUGACGUCCGACGGGGAAUCCCGUCAAAACUCAGCAGCCCCCGAAGCUGACCAGGCCGACUACGACGAAUCGCAUCCAGACCUCAAUACCCAGCACCCCUAUGACCCAGCCCACGUCCAAGACGAUGACAGCGAAGAUGGAGCGGACUACGAUCCUGAAUCGGUUGGCAUUGAGCCAGUUGCCGCGCCGACUGAAGUAGAGCCCCCCUCGGCUCCUCAAGUGACUUCGAGACCUAAAAUGUCCGGUGGAUUCAUUGUCGAGGCAUCCGAUGACGAGGACGAAUCAAUGCCUGCACGACCUAUGCCGCCUGGCAACCACGGGUUUGGCAAGGAUGACGCAUCUGCUCGUGAUCGGGAAGGCUUUGCGCAUCUACCGCCUGGCAUGGCUCGCCUCGAUCCGGUAACCCUCUUUGAGGCUCGAAUUAAAGAAGACCCACGAGGCGACAUGGAAGCCUGGCUGAGCCUCAUUGCUGAGCAUCGAGCUCACAACAGACUCGAAGAAUUGCGCAAAGUCUAUCAUCGAUUUUUGGAAGUGUUUCCUACGUCGAGCGACAUUUGGGUUCAGUGGAUUGAGCUGGAGCUCGGACUGGACAACUUCGUCGACGCUGAGCAACUUUUUGGUCGCUGUUUAAUAACGGUACCUAAUGUCAGCCUUUGGACUGUUUACCUCAAUUACAUCAGACGCCGCAACGAUUUGAAUAACGAUCCCUCCGGUCAAGCGAGACAAACGGUCACUCAAUCAUACGAGUUUGUGAUCGACAACAUCGGUAUUGACAGAGAUUCCGGUGAUAUAUGGUUAGACUACGUCCAGUUUAUCAGGAACGGGCCUGGCCUCAUCGGGGGCACCGGUUGGCAGGACCAGCAGAAAAUGGACCAACUGCGCAAGGUCUAUCAUCGCGCCAUUGCCGUGCCCAUGUCCACGGUAAACACAUUAUGGAAAGAAUACGACCAGUUUGAGAUGGGGCUGAACAAGGUCACUGGCCGAAAGUUCAUUCAAGAACGUUCGCCCGGCUACAUGUCUGCCAAGAGCGGUAACAUUGCUCUCGACAAUAUCACAAAGUCACUGCGCAGAGUCAGCCUGCCCCGCCUGCCACCAGCUCCUGGAUUUAAUGGAGACACCGAGUACAGAGAGCAAGUCGACCUUUGGACGAAGUGGAUUGCUUGGGAGAAGGACGACCCCCUGGUUUUGAAGGAGGAGGAUCCCAAGGCAUACACACAGAGAGUUAUGUAUUGCUACAAGCAAGCUCUAAUGGCCCUGCGUUUUUGGCCAGAAAUGUGGGUAGAUGCUGCGGAAUGGUGCUUUCAGAAUGAUAUCCGAGAAAAGGAAACCGAGCUCGGCACCCAGUUUCUUGUCCAAGGCAUUGCCGCGAACCCUCAGAGUGUCUUGCUAGCUCUCAAAUAUGCCGAUCGGAUUGAAGCUACGUAUCCUAGGAAAGAGGGUGACAAAUCCGAAUAUGCUCAGGCGACUCGCAAACCCUAUGAUGCUAUCCUCGAUACCCUCUACACCAUGGGCGAUAAGGUCAAGGAACGUGAGAAGCUUGAAGUAUCGACCCUCAGGCAGGCAGCCGCACAGCUCCCAGAGAUGCAGCAGUCCAUCGAACGAGAAGAUAUUGACAACGAUAAGGCAGGAUUGUCUGCGGGGGAGGAGCGCAUCAAGGCCAUUCAGCGGGCGUACGCGGCUGAGGGCCAGCUCCUGUCCCGCACGAUAUCCUACGUCUGGAUUGCCCUUGCACGUGCGAUGAGAAGAAUUCAAGGUAAAGGCAACCAAAAUGAAGGUGGCCUCCGCAAAGUAUUCACGGAUGCGCGACACAAGGGCCGCCUCACUAGUGACGUGUAUGUUGCUGUUGCUCUUCUUGAAUCAGUUGUAUACAAAGACCCUGUUGGGGCCAAGAUUUUCGAACGAGGUGCCCGUCUAUUCCCCAACGACGAAGACUUUAUGAUUGAGUACCUCAAAUUCCUACAUUCCAAGGACGAUACCACAAACGCCCGCGUUGUAUUUGAAACUUGCGUUAACCGCCUAAUUUCAAGCCCUGAAACUCUGGCAAAGGCCCGCCCUCUAUACGUCUACUUCCACAAGUACGAAUCUCAGUACGGCGAGCUUUCCCAGGUUUCCAAGUUGGAGGAACGCAUAGCGGAACUCUUCCCCGAAGAUCCAAAGUUGGAGUAUUUUAAUCAGAGAUUCUCCUCAGAGAGAUUCGACCCUGUCCAUACACCGAUUAUUGUGUCCAAAGCUGUACAAAUGCGCCCCAAGAUCCCCCCACCCGCUAUUGAAGAGCCUGCGUCGGACCGGGAAACCCCUGGCCCUGUUCGACAGGAGCAGAGUCCACGGCCCCAAUAUGCUCGUGCGACUGCUUCCCCCAAGCGACCCUUCGGUCUCGAGGAGGAUGAGCUGAACCCACCCAAGCGAGUUGCUCGUGGUGUUUCACCGCUCAAGGGCGCUGCAGGUCGCCGCCUUGAUCAACAGCGACGUAACCAAACGUCGGCGCUACAACGCGACAUUACCUUCCUCCUGGGAAUUCUGCCUCCCGCCCACACUUACGAUUCACAGCGACUGACUGCGACAAACCUGGUUUCUCUGCUCCGAGAUACUCCACUGCCGGACUACGCGUCUUGGAAAGCAGCAACCGGGGGUCAGUACAGGCAGCAGACUCAGAUGCAUUCGAGACAGCCGUCCGGCGACUUUGCGCGUCCGAUGAGCCCUUAUGGCCAAGCUGCAGGUGUUUCUGGGUACCGCAACUCUCCGCUCGCGGGCGGCUACCAGGCGCCUGCCUCAAACUGGGGAGGAGCGCAGAGUAGUUAUCCACCCGGCCAAUACGGUGGCCAGCGGUACCAGUGA